CGUCCCAACUUUCAUCGGAUUGUUAGACUCGGUUGGACGAUUAAACGGCUUUGUGUCGGAGAACUUGGACGCGGGCAAGAGUGUCUGACCAUCAUUGGCCAGGACUUGGACGUCACUCCACUCUUCAGCAAACUGACAUUUGAGAUUGCUGGCUCCGACAACAAUAUGGACUUUGAACUAGUCAGGAAAGAUGACCGUUCUACUGUCCUCAGAAGCAGACGAUCCUUCGACCGCGAGACCGAAAACGUUUACCUGAUAAAAGUCGUCGUUAAGGACGGAGCACCCUCAGCGCGUCCAGACUACUUCCCCAACCCAAAUUCAGAUUUUAUCACCGUCAGGGUCGACAUCGGCGACGUGAAUGAUAACCCACCGUACUUCCAUUAUACCAAGUAUACUCUGAACGUGUCCGAAGAUGUUGAACUCAACCAGACCAUAGAACCCUAUAUUACUGCUGAAGACCCAGACGAAUGGGACAAAAAAAUACUGUCCUAUUUCAUUGAUUCCGGUAACGGACCAAUUCCAACAUUUGGUGUGAGAGAGGGCAGUGGAGGUCUGUUUCUCGUGAAGAAACUCGACUUCGAAGCUGGCACCAGGUUCUUUCAACUAACACUUCGAGUGUUUGAUGGAAUCAAUUCAGCAACUACGACAGUUGAGGUGAACGUCUUGAACGCCAACGACAACAACCCUGACUUGUCUCCACCGUCGCUCAUCAUUGAGGACACCAUUGAGGAAGACACGAGUGUCAUCGGAAACCCAAGACUGCUUCUAAAGUUCAGCGCAGCCGACGCUGACUUGGACCGUCCCAAUAAAUUUCAAUUUUCGAUCGAUGACACCUUUGCCAGCCAAUUUUUCGAAAUUAGAAGCGACACGGGGGAACUGUACCUUAUCUACCCUCUCGACCGCGACUUACCUUACGGCCGGGCCAACUUUACCAUCAGUGUGCGAGUGACCGACGAGGAGGUUAAUCCCAGGACCAGCUUCGCCUUUGUCUUUGUCAUGCCUCUAGACAUCAACGACAAUGACCCCGCAUUUCUCAACGUCCCGCUGGUGGGAGCCGUCAACGAAUUUUCCGAAAACGGGUCUUUUGUGAUGGUAGUCAGUGCUUUCGACCCGGACUUUAUGGAGAACGGCACCGUAGUCUUCAGCAUUCUCCGCAGCUAUGACACCAACAAUGCCUCCGGCAGCUAUUUCACCAUUGACUCCAACACCGGCAACGUCACUACCAACGUGGCCAAGGAGUUGCUGGAUCGCGAGAAGGACCGCGCCCUCUAUAUGGUCGUCAAGCUUGCCGACAAGGGAACACCCCCUCGCAGCACCACUGGUACCUUCACUGUCGUCCUCCAUAAUGUCAAUAGCCGCCCUCCAAUGUUCGAACAACGUUCAUACACAGUGGAUAUGUCAGAGGCACUGCCCAAGAAUGGAGAGGUCGUGACUAUCACAGCAACUUUAUCCGACAAUGUUUUGAUCUACUGGCUUCCAGUAGCAACUGACAGGAUACACUUUGAUAUCACUACAGAUCAAAGUUCUGGAAAAAUUAUAGUGCGCAAGCCCGUUGACUAUGACCCACCUUGGAAUCAGAGGUUCUUCAACCUUACGAUCUCAGUGACUGAUGGAAGGUUCAGUGAUACAUGCUACGUGGCGAUCAAUGUGACUGAUUUCAACGAUAAUGCUCCUCAAAUUGAGCCCCGAAGCGUCAAUGUCGCAUUGUUUGAAAAUGCACCAGUUGAUACUUUGGUUGCCAACUUUUCGGCAACAGACAACGAUGAAGGAAUCAAUGCCAAAAUCCAAUUCUCGAUUGACCGAAAGACAGACCCACUACGUCAGUUCACCAUUGACCCACCAAGUGGUGUGGUCCGUGUUCGCCGCCAUCUUGACCGAGAAACUACUGCUUCGUACAUUUUGCGCAUACUUGCUAUUGACCAAGGUAAACCCCCCUUAACUGGAACAGCAACACUGAACGUCACUCUGGAGGACGUGAACGAUAACUACCCGACUUUCUUGAACGACUACCAACCUCAUGUGCCGGAGAAUGAUCCAGAUUUUCGUAAGGACAUUCAGCCUGUCAUUUAUGCAAAGGAUCCAGACUUGCCUCCAUACAGUUACCCCUAUGGUUUUAGUAUCUGCAAAGACGGGUCGGACACCUGUCCAUGUGACGGGAGACCUUCGUGUCAAGCCUUCGGUCUUCGAGAAAAUAGAACUGGAGACAACGGUAAUGGGGUGGCCAUCAUAUAUACAAAGAUGCAGUAUGACAGAGAGGAACAAAAAUAUUACGAGAUACCCAUCAUUAUGUGGGACAUGUACGGGUCCGGAAGUUCAUUGAUUCAGACUGGAACCAACACUCUAACUGUCACUAUCGCUGACAAGAACGACAACCCCAUGAGAGAGGGGCAUCAAGAUAUUUUCGUCUUCAACUACGAAGGUAUGUUUGGUCCCAUCGACAUCGGCCGCGUUUACGUGAAUGAUCCUGACGACUGGGACUUGCCCGACAAAACCUUCACCUUCCUGGAACCCAAAUGGAUGGAAGCCUACUUCCAGGUACUGAGCAACGGGACCAUCGUCAUGGAGAAAGGUGUGCCUAGCAAUAGCGACAAAGAAAAAUACACCUUUCGUGUCCAGGUGGUAGACAAUGUCCGAAACGAAAAGGUCGUCGCGACCGUCUCUGUUGUUGUGAACGAUCUAAGCGACGAGGCCGUCAGGUCUUCUGGCGCUGUACGUCUUCAAGGAAUCUCUGCCGAGGAUUUCAUCAAGCGACCGCCGUUGGACGCCAGCACGUACGGCGAAAGCCCCUACGACAAGUUCCGGAAGUUGUUAGCGGAGAAGCUGGGCACGGCGCUGGAAAACGUUCUGAUCAUCAGCGUGCAGGACGUGGAGGGCGGUGUCUACACCGACGUACGCUACACGGCUCACGGCUACCAGUCCUCGCAGACCGACAGCGUGGUCGUCAACAACCUGCAAGAGUUCAAUAGUACCGAAGGCAUCCACAUCGUCCAGGUUCCCAUCGAUAUGUGCGCGGAGGAAUUCUUUGAAGGUGGAUGCUACAAUUACCUGGACAUCACCGGUCAUCCUGCCAUGAUCAAUUCCAACGGAACGUCCUUUGUGGGAGUCGAGGCAUUCGUUUGGGCGAGGGAGGGGUGCCGUGCGCGUGACUUUCCUGACCCCGUGAAAUGUUCUGGAGACUACUGUUACAACGGAGGAACCUGCAAGCAGGAUGACUUUGGAGUUCUAUCGUGCCUGUGUUUGUCCGGAUUUGAUGGCCCGCGCUGUCAGCAACUGCGGCACAGCUUUGACGGCAGUUCGUAUGCGAUGUACCCGCCUCUGGAGCAGUGCGAGGACAGCGAGACCUCAAUUGAGUUUAUGACCAACCAGCAGUCGGAUGGUCUCCUUCUCUACAAUGGACCUAAGGCCAAUUCUUCAGACCAGCCACGUGACUUCAUCUUGCUGGAGUUGAAGGGUGGUUUUCCUGUCUUGUUGAUCGACCACGGGACAGGUGCUACAAACUUGACCGUCAUGAGCAGCCUGGCAGAUGGCAAAUGGCACCGCAUCGACAUCAUCCGCACUGGCAGGCACGUGGAAAUGAUCGUAGACUUCUGUGAAAGCGCGGCGUCGAGAAAUGACCACCCUUGUCGAGCAGCAAGCGACACCCCAGGUGACUAUACUUUCCUCAACGUCGGUACUCUACUUCAGCUGGGUGGAAGGCAGCCAGAUACAACCUACCCGCCUAACUUAGUGGUUGGAGGAUUUAACGGCUGCAUACGUAACCUUCGCCACAACAGCAAGCUUUACGACCUGCAUUACAAAGAAAUCCCAGGAGUCUCCUCUGGUCAGAACGGCUGCCCACGCGAGGACGAGAACUGUGGGGCUACCUGCGGUGUGAAUGGCGUGUGCACAGCUGGUCUUACACCUGCCCAGGCCCCUACCUGCGUCUGCAAGCCUGGAUGGCGAGGAAACCAGUGUUCCACAGAGACCACUAUUCGAGACCUAGGCACCUCCAGUUAUUUCAAGUGGACACUGAGCCCCAACUUCGUUUCUACCAGCGUCCUCCCUUACAAGAUAGAGAUGCAGGCUAUGUUCCGCACACGUGAUGACUCCGGGGUCAUCUUCGCUAUCUUCGGCACAAACAACAACCAGUACAUCACACUUCAGAUAGCCGAUAGCAAGCUGCAGGUCAGAUACAAUCUCGAUAACACGGAAGAGGUUCUAGAGCUGUCCCUUGCGGCUGUCAGCAAUGGACAGUGGCACGUGGUCAAAGUCGCGAGAAAUUUACAGCACGUGACUCUGAUCUUAGACGGAGGCGAAGGACGCAACUACAACUACUCUCGAGGAAAUCCUGAUGGAAGCUUCUUAAUGGCUCUAUCAGACACCACCUACGUGGGUUGGGUUGUGAGCAGUCGUCAGGGAACAACUGACCAGGAUCUUGCUGACACGUGCGUCCAGGACAUCCGACUCAAUAACGUUGGGUUCCCGAUGACUCCGUCAGAGAACGCUGACGGGGUGAGUCUGACGGAACAGGUAAAUGUCAAGGACGGCUGCGCACGUGACGACUGCACUGGUGUCAGCUGCCCAGCGGGUACCUUCUGCUACCCUUUGUGGGGAAAACAUGAGUGCAGAUGUAAUGAUGGCACUCACUCAAGUGGUACAACAUGCGUGUCCGAUUGCACGUCCAAUCCUUGUUUUAACAACGUGCCCUGCAGCAUAAACAACGGAAGUGUGAUCUGCGCAUGCCCGCCUGAGUGGUGUGGACCUCUUUGCCAGUACUAUAUAACGUCCUCAACCUGUAGCGGUGAAUCGGAAGAGGCCUUGUCUGCCGGGCUUACAAUAGGUGGCAUUGCCGCGAUUGUCGUUUCCAUCAUCGCCGCGUUGCUCAUUGUCUUAUUUGCCAUCAUGUGCUUCGCCUAUUGCCGAAAGAGGGCGCUGGAAAAGGUGGUUGUAGAGACUGACGAUGACUAUGACAUCAGAGAAAAUGUUAUGUACUAUGACGAGGAAGGAGCAGGGGAGGAAGAUCAGAACGCCUACGAUCUGGACACCCUAAGAAAGCCUGUCAGACAGCUCCAGCCGGACAUCAGAAACGCUCCCUUGCGGCGAGAACCUCAAUUAGCCCGAGCUGUUUCUGAAGACGUGGGUGACACCAUCCACGACCGCAUGAGGGAUGCCGACGACGACCCCGACGCACCCCCAUUCGACACGCUGCACGAGUUUGCCCUGGAAGGAGGCGGAAGUGACGCAGGCAGCCUAAGUUCGUUGGCUACCAGUAGCAGUGACGCUAGCCAAGACUAUGAUUACUUGAACGAGUGGGGUCCCAAGUUUGCCAAACUGGCGGACAUGUACGGCGCAGUCCGGGAGGAGGACGCAUGAUGGAAACCCAGGCUUGCUGGGGAAGUAGUCCUCGGUAACGCGGACGGUGGAGGAAAUGAAGUGAUGAAGUUCUGAGUUCUCAUGCAAGAAACUGACCAAAUGCAAGUAAAUAAUACGAGUGAGUGAGCGCGAGCUAUAAGUGUUUGCGCAUGCUCGCUUGUGAACGUGCGUUAUCGGGAAUAAUCAGAGUGCCAUGAAAAAGCUUAGUGGAAGGGAUUUCGUGGUCAAGGUAGGGAACGUCUUCUCCUUUGACACCAGAUUGUUACUAAUAUAUCUACUGCCAUUCUUAUCUAAGUUAUCAUAAUAAUAAAAUAUUGUAUGUACAGUGCUGCUCUGUUCUGAUACAGUUAUAAUGCAUGUGUAUCAUUUUUAUCAUGUAAGGACACAUUGCAGUACCUGUUUACAUUAAAUAUUUGGAUCCCUCCACUUACUGGAAAAUUUAUGUUCUUUAAUUUCUAUAAAGAUGUUCAUUCUCGAUUAUUUGGGGGAUGGAGGUAAGGGGGAAGGGUAGAUGUAUUGGGGUUUAAAUGUAAAAGUACUUGUACAAGUAGUUUCGAUGCUGAUUUUUUGUUACGAUGUGCUUGCGAAUGUUAUUGUCUUGCAAAUUUUAGCAGAAAAAAACAUAGGCGAGACUGAUGGCUAAACGUUUGAUUCCUCAACAAAUUUCUUCACCUUUAUGGACACAUGCUACUCUCUGCAGUAGAGAACCGAUUUUUGUCAUACGACAUAUCGCCUAUAACUUAAUCUUUUGCGAUUAGCUAAAUUUAAAAAAAAAUUUUUCUGCUGCAUAUUGCAAAAAAAUUCAAUCUUGUUGCUGGUUAUUAUUAUAUAAUAUAUAAAUUUAAAUUUUGAAAUAUACUCUAUCUGGAAUAUAGUGGCUUUCAUGUAAUUAAUUAUGCCCCUUUGCACUUGAAUACGUAUUAAUCUCACAAUUUCAGUCGCUGCUUGCUAUUUUAAAAGACUAGCCCAUGGGGCAACUUUGAAAGUUAAGUUGGCACUUAAUCACCAGCAUACAGAAUGGAAAAUCUUUGUAUGAAAGUAAAAGAUCAGAAACUGUUUUUGACAUAAAAUUAUCCUGUUUUGUUCAUCUUCAUGUUCAAUUUACCAUGCGGCUUGCAAGGUUCAAUUGUGGUGUGUUCAAUUUUUGUUUUUAUUUUCUGUGCUGAAGUUCAAAUUCCGCUGUAUUUUGUUCAUCUCAUACUU
Molecule: messenger RNA, 6555 nt
Organism: Pomacea canaliculata
Lineage: Eukaryota; Metazoa; Mollusca; Gastropoda; Architaenioglossa; Ampullariidae
Product: neural-cadherin-like
Exons: 29
Coding region: 166-5352 (1728 amino acids)
Biological process (GO): calcium-dependent cell-cell adhesion; cell morphogenesis; multicellular organism development
Cellular component (GO): adherens junction; plasma membrane; catenin complex
Molecular function (GO): calcium ion binding; cadherin binding
Source: RefSeq, a predicted model, not a curated record